CUUGGCUGUUCAACACGAGCCAUCCAACCGUGCUGAAACUAUGCCGUUAUCGUCUCUCUCCUCCCACCUCAUCCUCCGCCACCACCCGCCGCGCUCGCUCCCGCCAACUUCAAACCGCCCGCCGCCACACCUCCGCCUCCUCCUCGCUCCGUUCACACGCCGCCGCGCCUUCGUCUGCCAGCCGCUCGCCGCGGCCACAGACGACAUGGCUGCUGCGGCGGCCGCGGCGGCGUCGCCCCCCACGCUGCUCGAGCACAUGGGCCAGGCCGGCGCGGCCGCUGACCUCACCGUCCUCGUGGCACACAUCCAGAGCGCGUGCAAGCGCAUCGCUGCCCUCGUGGCGUCCCCCGGCAACGCCGAGCUGUCGCGGGCCAAGGCGGCGGGGGGCGGGGCUGUGGCGGCCGGCCGCGACGCACCUAAGCCGCUCGACGAAUUGUCGAAUGAUAUCAUCUUGUCAUCGGUCAAAAGUUCUGGAAAGGUUGCAGUGCUUGCAUCCGAAGAAAACGAUCAGCCCAUUUGGAUAUCCGAUGACGGUCCAUAUGUUGUUGUUACCGAUCCGCUUGAUGGUUCUCGUAACAUUGAGGUCUCCAUACCUACGGGAACAAUAUUUGGGAUAUAUAAUAGGCUGGUGGAGCUCGACCAUCUGCCUUUGGAGGAGAGGGCUCAGCUCAAUUCGCUGCAAAGUGGAACUCGCCUUGUCGCUGCUGGGUAUGUCCUUUACUCAUCUGCCACCAUCUUGUGCAUCAGCUUCGGUGCAGGUAUUCAUGCCUUUACAUUGGAUUGGUCAACUGGAGAAUUCAUUCUUACACAUCCGUCACUCCAAAUACCGCCUAGAGGACAAAUAUAUUCCGUGAAUGAUGCACGGUAUUUUGAUUGGCCUGAGGGCCUAAGGAAGUACAUUGACACAAUCAGACAAGGCAAAGGACAGCACCCGAAGAAGUACUCAGCACGCUACGUUUGCUCACUGGUUGCUGAUUUCCACCGGACGCUCAUAUAUGGUGGAGUAGCUAUGAACCCAAGGGAUCAUCUGCGGUUGGUUUAUGAGGCGAAUCCUCUCAGUUUCCUUGCUGAGCAGGCUGGUGGUAGAGGGUCAGAUGGCAAGAACAGAAUCCUCUCGAUUCAGCCUGUGAAGCUGCACCAGAGGUUGCCAUUGUUCUUGGGGAGCAUGGAGGACAUGCUUGAGUUGGAAAGCUAUGGGGAUGUCCAACAGAAGGUUAAUCCUGGAUAUGAAGUUUAGCCAUAUGUGAAAUUAUUCACAUUUUCAGGUGUUGUAGCAAUACAAUGAGGUAAAGCACAUGUGGUAAUCCUGUCUUUACAUGACCGAUAUUAAUUUCUCUCCCUCUCCCUGUGCCAAAACUCAUUGUACUUCUCUGUGAAUGCAAGUAUUAUGAUUUUUUUUAGGUAGAUUCCAUGUAGCAUCAUUGUAGUAGCAGUGUCUUCAUGCUUUGCAAAUGCUGAAUAUAUUUGAAAUAAGCUGCGGCAAUGCUGCACA
Molecule: messenger RNA, 1492 nt
Organism: Panicum virgatum (switchgrass)
Lineage: Eukaryota; Viridiplantae; Streptophyta; Magnoliopsida; Poales; Poaceae
Product: fructose-1,6-bisphosphatase, chloroplastic-like
Exons: 3
Coding region: 41-1237 (398 amino acids)
Biological process (GO): sucrose biosynthetic process; gluconeogenesis; fructose metabolic process
Cellular component (GO): cytosol; cytoplasm
Molecular function (GO): fructose 1,6-bisphosphate 1-phosphatase activity
Source: RefSeq, a predicted model, not a curated record